UUUUCAAUUGCAUUUUGUUUCACUGUGGAUGCCAUGAAGAUGAGGUUUUACCUGCUCUUUUUUACCCUAUUUAACUGGAUUCCAGAGAAGCAUGUCUUCUUCAGUUUUGCACAGGAUGAAGUUUUGUGCGCUCGCCCACAAACAGACGAACAGGUUGAAGCCCUUCAGGAUUUACUGAACACAACUGAGGUCAUUCUCUGGCAACCUGUUGUGGUUGAAAACAUCAAGAAGGACAGAGACGUCCAUUUCUAUGUCAGGGAGUCCAGCAUAAAUAGCACAAAAGCUCAGUUAAGACAACUGACCAUCCAACACAAAGUCUUGGUGGAAGAUGUUCGAGGACUUAUUGAAAACCAGACUAUCAAUGACACCUUCAGCCCACGCAGCUCUUCAUCAUAUUAUGAACACUACCAUUCAAUGAAAGAAAUAUAUCAUUGGAUGGAAGAAGCAGUGAAAUUCCAUUCUGACCUCCUCCAGAAAAUAUAUAUUGGAUCAUCAUAUGAAAAACGACCACUUUAUAUUCUGAAGCUUUCUAAAAACCAGGAAAAAUCCAAAAGUGCCAUAUGGAUUGACUGUGGUAUCCAUGCUAGAGAAUGGAUUUCUCCUGCUUUUUGCCUGUGGUUCAUAGGCCAUGCAAUCCAUGUGCGUGAGAGAGAUCGGACCAUGACAAGACUUCUGGAGCACUUUGAUUUCUACGUCAUGCCUGUUGUGAAUGUGGACGGCUACGUGUACACGUGGAGCCAUCCCUCUAAUCGGCUGUGGAGAAAGAGCCGCUCAUCACACGGUAACAGCAAGUGCAUCGGUACUGACAUGAACAGGAAUUUUGAUGCACGCUGGUGUGGGGAAGGAGCAUCUCCCUAUGAAUGUCACGAGAUAUACUGUGGACCCUACCCAGAGUCUGAGCCUGAAGUGAAGGCAGUGGCUCGUUUUAUCAGAGAUCACAAGGACAUCAUUAAAGCCUACAUAACCAUGCACUCUUACUCCCAGUUGGUAUUGUUUCCAUAUUCUUACACUAUGGACAAAAGCAAAGACCAUGAUGAGUUGGAAAGUCUGGCAAAGAAAGCAGCUACAGCUAUAAAGAGGACAACAAUGAAAACUUACAAACUUGGUGCUGGUGCACGAACAAUUUAUUUAGCUCCUGGAGGGUCAGAUGACUGGGCUUAUGAUCUUGGCAUUAAAUAUUCCUUUACCAUUGAGCUUCGGGACACAGGAACUUACGGAUUUUUGCUUCCUCCUCAUGAAAUUAAACCUACUUGCUUAGAAGCACUUUCUGCUGUCAAAGAGAUAGCUCAACACGUUCUUGAAAAUUUGUGAUGUUGAAUAUAACUUAUUUCAGCAUGACUGUACUCAGCUCAAUAAUAAAAAAGCUUUCUACUUUA
This is a messenger RNA of Falco peregrinus (peregrine falcon), 1376 nucleotides long. RefSeq names its product carboxypeptidase B2 (gene CPB2). Gene Ontology annotation, biological process: proteolysis; fibrinolysis. The transcript has 11 exons. NCBI's taxonomy places the organism in Eukaryota, Metazoa, Chordata, Aves, Falconiformes, Falconidae. The record is from RefSeq and is a predicted model, not a curated record. The coding region runs from base 34 to 1311 and encodes 425 amino acids. Gene Ontology annotation, molecular function: zinc ion binding; metallocarboxypeptidase activity.